CGGGACAUGUAGACACGUUACUUCCGGUUGAAUUACACUUGUGUCAGGAAUAAUGGCAGCGUUUUCGGAAAUGGGUGUCAUGCCUGAAAUCGCUCAGGCCGUGGAGGAGAUGGACUGGCUGCUGCCAACCGACAUCCAGGCAGAGUCUAUCCCUCUUAUUCUCGGUGGAGGAGAUGUACUCAUGGCAGCAGAAACUGGAAGUGGUAAAACUGGAGCCUUCAGUAUUCCAGUGAUUCAGAUUGUUUAUGAGACCCUAAAAGAUCAGCAGGAGGGAAAGAAGGGCAGAGCCUCCAUCAAGACCGGAGGAACCAUUUUCAACACCUGGCAGAUGAAUCCUUAUGACCGCAGUACAGCAUUUGCAAUUGGUCCAGAUGGACUAUGCUGCCAGAGCCGUGAGUUUAAAGAGUGGCAUGGCUGUCGCUCUACAAAAGGUGUCACUAAAGGGAAGUACUAUUAUGAGGUGGCCUGCCAUGACCAAGGACUGUGUCGUGUAGGUUGGUCCACUAGUCAGGCAGCCCUGGACUUAGGGACUGAUAAGUAUGGGUUUGGUUUUGGCGGAACAGGAAAGAAAUCACACAAUAAGCAGUUUGACAGCUAUGGAGAGGAAUUCACCAUGCAUGACACUAUUGGAUGCUACUUGGAUCUAGAUAAGGCUCAAAUUUCCUUCUCCAAAAAUGGUAACGACCUAGGUGUUGCUUUUGACAUCCCUCAGCAUCUGAAGAGCCAGGCCUUCUACGCCUCCUGUGUUCUCAAGAAUGCAGAGCUGAAGUUUAACUUUGGUGGAGAGGACUUCAAACAUACGCCUAAGAGUGGAUUUGUUGCUCUGGACCAAGCCCCAGAAGCAAAUAUAGUCAAGUCUUCUCAAACAGGCACUGCCAAAGUGAGCCAGGUGAAAACAUCCUCCAAUGCCCCCAAAGCCCUUAUCAUUGAGCCUUCAAAGGAAUUAGCAGAGCAAACCCUCAACAAUGUCAAGCAGUUUAAGAAAUAUGUGGAAAACCCUAAACUCAGGGAACUACUGGUGAUUGGUGGUAUCGCUGCCAAGGAACAGCUGGCAGCUCUAGAGCAGGGGAUUGAUAUUGUGGUGGGAACACCCGGCAGACUGGACGACCUCAUAUCCACCGGGAAGCUCAGUCUGUCCCAAGUCCGAUUUUUGGUCCUGGAUGAAUGUGAUGGCCUCCUGUCUGCAGGCUACACAGACUUCAUCAACAGGAUCCAUAACCAAAUCCCUCAGGUCACCUCUGAUGGCAAGAGACUUCAGGUGAUCGUGUGCUCAGCCACCCUACAUUCAUUCGAUGUGAAGAAGCUGUCCGAGCGCAUCAUGCACUUCCCCACAUGGGUGGAUUUGAAGGGAGAGGACUCCGUUCCUGAGACUGUCCACCAUGUUGUGGUGCCGGUCAACCCCAAAUCUGACCGUCUGUGGGAGCGCCUGGGAAAGAACCACAUCCGGACUGAUGAGGUACAUGCCAAAGAUAACACCAGACCAGGAACUAAUACUGCAGAAAUGUGGUCAGAGGCCAUCAAAGUGCUGAAGGGCGAGUAUGCCGUGAGGGCCAUUAAAGAACACAAGAUGGACCAGGCUAUAAUCUUCUGCCGCACCAAGAUAGACUGCGACAAUAUGGAACAAUACUUCAUGCAGCAAGGAGGCGGUCCAGACAGUAAAGGCCACCAGUUUUCCUGUGUUUGUCUCCAUGGUGACCGUAAACCCAAUGAGCGAAAAAACAACUUGGAGCGCUUUAAGAGGAAAGAAGUGCGGCUGUUGAUCUGCACAGAUGUAGCUGCCAGAGGAAUUGAUAUUCAUGGAGUUCCUUACGUGAUUAAUGUAACCUUGCCUGAUGAGAAGCAGAACUAUGUUCAUCGUAUUGGCAGAGUUGGAAGAGCAGAGAGAAUGGGACUGGCCAUCUCCUUGGUUGCUAUGGAAAAAGAGAAGGUGUGGUACCAUGUUUGCCAGAGCAGAGGCAGAGGUUGCUACAACACCAGGUUGAAGGAGGACGGAGGCUGCACCAUCUGGUACAACGAGAAAGAGCUCCUGUCAGAUAUCGAGGAGCAUCUAAAAUGCACCAUCACCCAGUGUGAGCCGGACAUCAAAGUGCCUGUCGAUGAGUUUGAUGGAAAGGUCACCUACGGUCAGCGCCGGGCUUUAGGAGGUGGGAACUAUAAGGGUCAUGUGGAUGUGCUGGCGCCAACAGUCCAGGAGCUCGCGAAUCUCGAAAGGGAAGCCCAAACUUCAUUCCUCCACCUGGGAUACAUGCCAAACCAACUUUUCAGAGCCUUCUGAGUGUACCGCAACAAGCCCUGUAGGCCGGCACAGAAGAAGAAUCUGUUUGUUUUCACACUUUGCAGCAGCAACAUACUAGGAAUGUGUGGAAGGAAGUAGUAGUGUACCAUUACAUUACAAAGUUUUCAUUUGCUUGCUUGUCAAACUCUGUAUGGAGGAUAAUCCUCUGAUAGCAAGUGCUUUUUUUUUUUUUUUUUUUUUUUGUUAAAUAUCUCCUAAAAGUUAUAGGUUUUGUGUUUGUAAGCAGAGUGUAUUUCAGCAUUCAGUAUGUGUUCCAUUGAUACACUCUGCCUUAGUACCAAGUACAUCAGUAGUGUUUUCAGUGUGGUGGACUUCUAUCUUCUCCAAGGUCAGAGGUUUUCACUGCAGUGCUUUCAAAAAACACACUUUUACUGAUCUGCCAACACAAGCAAGAAAUAUUUGGAUUUGUUUUAUUUUCAGAUUGUGACUGAAUGAGAUAUUUAAGUUUUCCAAUGAAUUAUGUGGGUAAAAGAAAUCAUUGAGUUGAGUUAAAUGUUUUUAUGUUUCAAGAAUAAACUACAGCUUCCCCAGUCUGAA
Molecule: messenger RNA, 2833 nt
Organism: Sphaeramia orbicularis (orbiculate cardinalfish)
Lineage: Eukaryota; Metazoa; Chordata; Actinopteri; Kurtiformes; Apogonidae
Gene: ddx1
Product: DEAD (Asp-Glu-Ala-Asp) box helicase 1
Exons: 26
Coding region: 53-2275 (740 amino acids)
Molecular function (GO): nucleic acid binding; RNA helicase activity; protein binding
Source: RefSeq, a predicted model, not a curated record